AUGACGCCCUCUUCUGCUGCCUCUGUUGACUUAUUAUACCUAACGUUCAACUGCGGCAAGAGCAUACUCGAUGUUCCCGUCUUCAGCGCCCAUCUGAAAACUGCUUUUCGUCAAAAUGCAACCGAUUUACCGCAGGUUGUUGUUCUCUCCUUGCAAGAGGUGGCACCCUUAGCCCAUUCCUUCAUUGGCGGUUACUUUUUGAAACCAUACCUCUCACGAUUCGAACAAGCCGUCAACGUUGCCGCCCAGCAUGUUCUUGACGACAUAUCGAGUCCAGAUAGCAACGUUGUCACAGUCACACCCACGACCCGCCCAUCGAAGCCAUACACUCUCGUACGAGGCAACAAUGUUGGCUACACCGCCAUCAUGCUCUUUUCGCGCGAUCCUUCACGAAUAAAGAACAUACAAGAGGCGGAGGUUGGGUUCGGGGCGGCUGAAAUAGGUAACAAGGGCGCUGUUGGACUGCGCAUGCUUUAUGAAGGAGAUGAUGGCUCGUCUGAGCUGACUUUUGUCGCCACGCAUUUGGCGGCCAUGGAAUGGAACUUGCCCAGGCGCAACGCCAAUUGGGCUGCUAUUAUGCGUGGUAUGGCUUUUGAGAACCCGGAAGUUGUUGUGAAUAGCUACAAAACCUCUGUUACCCCAUCCCCGACCUCGACACCACCCGCCGAAGACCAGCCUGAGCGGGUGCGUCUUCUAGCCGACGAACACGACGAACAGCACUCGCGCCUCCAGCAACAACUACACAACAUCUCUGUCUACAGACCAACCUCGAAUCUUUUCGUGGCUGGAGACUUGAACUACAGAAUAUCAACCACAUCUCCACCUCCAUCCGCCGUGUUCCCCAGUACUGAUCCGGAGUCAGAGAACUACUACCCAGACUUCUUCCGUCUCGAUCAGCUUACACGCGAGCGCAACGCUGGUCGCACUCUACAUGGUCUAUCGGAGCACGAGGUGCGCUUCCCACCGACGUACAAGUAUGACGUAUUGCCAGCACGACCUGGCACGCAAGAGCCUGAGCUUGACGUGCCUUGGAAAUUUGCGACCCAUCGGUACCCUGGAUGGACAGAUCGAGUCCUGUUUCUUGAUGUACCUUCGUGGCUGAAGAAGGGAAACAACCAAGAUCCCAAGCUCAAUGUGCGUGCUUACGACUGUCUUCCGGUCCUGCGCAUGAGCGACCAUCGCCCUGUCUUCCUUCGAGUCGAUGUGCCCCUCAUUGCGCCGAACGAGAUGGCCCCGCCAUCGGGUCUGGACCCUGAUACGAGCAAGGACCCUCGAGCCCGACUCCCCGUGGAGAUCGACCCAGAGGCCUGGGAGCGCCGCGCAGCUGCACGCCGUAAAGAGGUCAUGGCUGGCUGGAGCAUGUACCUCUGGAGUACAAAGGAGGGUGCCUGCAUCCUGGCCACAAUGUUCGCUUUUGGCGUUGGCGUUUAUUGGUUGUAUCAGCUGUUUUGA
Fusarium sp. VM40 is the source of this 1452-nucleotide messenger RNA. The record is from the annotation of a GenBank genome assembly. Lineage: Eukaryota; Fungi; Ascomycota; Sordariomycetes; Hypocreales; Nectriaceae.